UGUGUUGCUGAUUGUGACUAUGUUUUUGGCACUUUUGGCAUUAUCUAGGAACCUUACUUGAAUCUAAGUUUGAUAAGGUGAAGUAUUGGUUUGCUUUUGAUAUUGAACUUUUAUAGUUGUCUAAAGAGUUCAAUAUAAGAAUAAAGACAGUAAAUUACUAUUAUAAAUCUCAGACAGAAAGCACCUGCUACUCUACAAUGUAAAGAAGCGUGUGGUCCCCCUAGUUCUGUUUGGAGAUGGGUGCAAUUACAAUCCUUCUCUUUAAUCCCUCUUCUGUGUUUCUUUUACAAAUCCAGCCUUGCUGUAGCAAUUACCUUUCAUGAAGUUACAAGGAUGCGUCAGGAGGAAAAUGCCUUUAAUGUAAAUUGUGGCUCAACCCCAAAAGAUUAAAUAUAAUUGGAUCCUAACAGUUCUUGUAACAAUCCAUAUAAUCCAGAUGUAGUAAACAUCUAGAUAAAAAGUCAAUCGGGUCUGAAGCUCUCACAACUUUGAUAAAUUCAGAUUUGAAUCUGUAAUGAUUUUCAACUCGACUGAUUUCAGAUGCUCUGGAAUCUGUAUCCAUCUUUAAGAAGGAUGCUAAAGCUGAAAGUAUUCCUCUGCUUUAGACUCAGUGGGGUUUUCUGUGUGUCUCUAUCCUCUAGAGAAAAGGAACUCCGUGGAGAAGGAGGCUAACUAGGUUGCUGAAGUCAAGCAGCAUUAACCCAACUUUGGCAGCUUGGGUCUAUGUCUUAUGACAUGGAGAUGUAUAACCUGAAUGUGAUUACAAGUAAUUAAUAAAUUAAGUAUGCAGUUACAACAAUUAGUUAAUGUUUAUUCAGUGUUUCUUUUUCCCCUUCCUAGAUUGCAGGGUAGCUCACAAGUCUUUUACAGUCUUGGCUCUAGUUUAUAGAUGAGAGGAUGAAGUUGUUAAAUGUGGAGUCAUUCACAGUCAAGUGAACCACUGUCAAAACUAGAAAGAGUUCAAGUUUGAUGCCUUUUUCUCAUGGAUAUGCCACUUUAUAAUUUUUUAUAUUUGUAGUUUUUUUUAUAAAUUAUUAUAAUUUGCUAAUGAUGUUGUAAGUAACCAGAGAAAAUGUGCAGGUGAUUGCUUGUUUUGUUGAGGCACUUUUGCCUUGCGUUUCCUUGAAGCUAGGUUUUUGUGGGUUGAAAAUAUGAGUAAAUGGGUGAAGUCUGCAUUUUUUUCUCUUUACACAAAAUAUGCAUAAGAUUGCCAGUAAAACUAUUUUUGACUUCCUGUGGAAAAAGUACAUAUUUCUUUACCAUAGCUUUGUAGGUGCUUCAUCUGUUCAUCACUGUACUUGGCCAGGCUAUGUCUUGAUGAACAACAAGUGAUUCCAUCUCCUAAGAUAUAGUAACCAGCAGCCAGAUCAACAAAGGGGUUAAAACUGAGACAGCCCUUUUACUUCAGUGGAAGUGUAGUUGUUGAUUUAUAGCUCUCAGUAAAUGAUUAUUGGAGAUCUGCCAUGUGUAGCAGAGCAUUCAGAAAGCACACCACAGACUCUGCUUCCUCCUGAAGAGCGUUUGUCAACAUCUCACUUUAACUGCAGUCUUGUAAGGUACCAGCAGGCAGGCAAAACUCACCAGCCAGCAGUCAUGGAAGAUCAGGUCUUUACCAAUGUUUAUCAAAAUGUUAACACCACCAAUAUCUAUGAGAUUCAGGGCUCUAAAGAAGACAAAAGGGAUAAUCUUUAUGAUCAUGUCCAUGAAGAUCCAGUAUCUCCUUCUUCCAUCACUACUCUCCCCGAGAGCAUGGAUAGUAGCCAGGACAGCUCAGAAGAUAGCUGUAGUAAUUCUGUGGCCUUUCAGCAUGGGGCUGAUGGGGAGGAUGGUUCUUCUUCAUCUCACCAUGGUGCUGAAGAAGACCACCCAUACCAGGAGAUGGAUCUGAUGAGCCCAACUCUGGAAGAUAAACAUGUAGAGGGCAUGAUGUUUAAGAGCAACAUGCAUUUUCCUCUGGAUUUCCAGUUGCGUCGGAGCCGGAGCACUUCUUCCAACUCUUCAACUUCCCUCAAGUUCCCUCUUAACAAUAACUUCGGAGAAACUGACAACUUUCAGGAAGAUUGUGAGAUUUUCAUGUUUGUAAAGGCUGGGAUAGAUGGAGAAAGCAUUGGGAACUGCCCAUUCUCCCAGCGUCUCUUCAUGAUCCUCUGGCUCAAAGGAGUUGUGUUCAACGUCACCACUGUUGAUCUGAAAAGAAAGCCAGCUGACCUGCACAAUCUGGCUCCUGGGACCCACCCACCUUUUUUGACUUUUAAUGGAGAAGUCAAGACAGAUGUUAACAAGAUUGAGGAAUUCUUGGAAGAGACUCUUGCACCUCCAAAGUACCCCAAGCUGGCUGCCAAGCACCGGGAAUCAAACACUGCUGGAAUUGAUAUCUUUUCCAAAUUUUCUGCAUACAUCAAAAACACCAAGCAGCAGGAUAAUGCUGCCCUUGAAAAAGGUUUGGUGAAGGCUCUGAAGAAGCUGGAUGACUAUCUGAGAACCCCUCUGCCAGAGGAGAUUGAUGCAGACAGCACUGAAGAGGAGAAAGUGUCUAAACGCAAGUUUCUGGAUGGAGAUGACCUGACCCUUGCUGACUGCAAUCUUCUGCCCAAGCUCCAUGUUGUCAAGAUUGUUGCAAAGAAAUACCGCAACUUUGAGUUCCCAACGGAGAUGACAGGGCUGUGGCGGUACCUGAAGAACGCGUAUGCCAGGGAUGAAUUCACCAACACCUGUGCAGCUGACAAGGAAAUUGAGCAAGCUUAUGCAGACGUGGCCAAGCGGCUCAGCAAGUCCUAAGUGACCUCAGUGGUGGCUCAUUAUCCCCUUUUACAGACUCUUCUCCUUGUUGCCUUAAGAUAUACUUUGUUGUUAUGCUAUCUGGUUGGCAUCCCUAUGACUUCAUCUGUUCAAGUGUAUGGGUAAGGGACAAAUCUGCUUCUCCCUUGAGAAAAGAGAAGGCAGCUCUAGUGUGGGAUCAUGGAGACCUUUUGAAAUCUGAACCUGAGAUCUUGCUCAACUAGUAUUAUUUGCAAUCAGUAUUUGAAAUUAAUCCACUUUAAUAGUUUCUUUUUUCAUGUUGGGGUAUAUCACCACCUGUAUUCUUUGGAGUUUUAAAAAUAGGAUGUUAGCUGAAUUUUCAAGAGUUAGGAACACAUAGAACGGGUUCUUCUGUAGGCUAUUUCAAGGACGUUUUUUUCCCCAGUGCUGUUGACAUCCUUGAGGCAGGAGCAAGAUCUGAGAGGGGUUGGGGGGAAAGGCGUAUGA
Pezoporus flaviventris is the source of this 3246-nucleotide messenger RNA. It is a transcript of the gene CLIC5, whose product is annotated as chloride intracellular channel 5. The transcript has 6 exons. The coding region runs from base 1444 to 2778 and encodes 444 amino acids. Lineage: Eukaryota; Metazoa; Chordata; Aves; Psittaciformes; Psittacidae. The record is from RefSeq and is a predicted model, not a curated record.